AUGUCAAGAAUUGAAAGUGAGUUAGAUACUGCCCCAUCAAUAUUUGAACUAUUUAAUUCAGCAAAAAAAUUGCUUUCUUUGCAGACCAGAGUCGAGAAUAGACAGUUACGAAAGGAUUGUUAUAACGUCCAGAAGAACCAAGUAAUGGCCGACUACAACGACCUUAACAACAACGACAACAAGUUUCUCGACUUGUUGUCACCGCUUUCGAUAGAUGACUUGAAAAGCAGCCCUCAAUAUGGACAAAGACAUGGCCGAACAAAUGAAACCCGAAACGGUAGUAUUUCUGGACAUGAAAGUAGAAGAGGAAAUAGCAAUAUGCAGAUUGACAUUACGCCAUCUAGUAUUAAUGAUUCGCCCUAUAGCGGAAUUACAGAUGUGAAGGCUACACCGUGGACCAACAAUAAGGGUCCUACUGUUAUUAAAAAAGAGCCAACUACCACAGUUUCUAAUAUCCAAAUAUCAUCUUCGACCUUACCACUGGAUCCUCAGCCAGUAAAUACCAUCAAACCUAUGAAUAAAAUACCGAUGGCAAAGCCAUUACCCAAAUCAAACCUUACAUCGUCAUUAUCACAGCAACGACAAGAAGAAAAGCUGACGGCUGUAAAACCAGCCGAAGCUAGUGCUACUAAUGAUGAAACAAAGCAAACUGAAUGUUUUAAUUGUCAUGCCUUGAAGACUCCAUUAUGGAGGAAAGAUCCGCAAGGCAAGACCUUGUGUAAUGCGUGUGGGUUAUUUCUCAAGUUGCAUGGUACGACAAGACCAUUAAGUUUAAAGACGGAUGUUAUCAAGAAAAGAAGUUCUAGGAGGUCGCCAGCUACAAAUAAAGCUGCGAAUUUGAAUUCCACCUAUUCAAGUAGCUUGUCGAGGCAAAAUGCAAACCAAGAUCAAUUAUCUAACAAUAGAAAUAUCAAGAAUGGGUCUAUACCGAUCAGCUCACAAAGCAAUUCGUUUGCAUCACCAAAUUCCGCUCCAUCAUCAGCAAACAACGGGUCAUUAACUUCUGGCGGAAUUCCUAUUGGUAGCAGUGGCUCACGUUAUAAGAAUGUGUUGAUAUUGCCAAAGCCAUUAGCACCAAAUACCCCAAAUACCCCAAAUACUCUGUCUAAUCAAAUGAGUUUGAGUACUAAAUCGAUCCCAACCCCCAAUAACUCCUUCUUGAACAAUGAUAAUUUCAAUAGCCCUGCAUCACCUAUAGUUAACAACUCAUUUAGUGGUCUGUUUAACGGCAGCAACAAUAACCAAGCACAGGCAUUUAAGAGGAAAAAGGCAGAGAAUGGUAAUGAACAAUUUUCAGCAAAUAAUGAAUCGAUAUCCAAAAAGAUACCCACGCAAAUGCCACAAACGAAUCAAACAGUCAAGCGGAAUACCUCCAUAUCAUCAUCUUUCCAAUCGUCUUCAUUCAAUAAGCGGACAUCCUUUACGAGCUUAUCUUCACUCCAAAGAAAAAAUUCAUCCAUAGGAUUGAGUAAUUCGUUGAGCAACAUUAAUAUCAACGGAAACCAAAUUCAGAACCAAAACGAUAGUCCGGCCCAAAAUUUUAAUUCUUCUAGUUUCACAGGUACUAAUUCCUUAACGCCUUCUAACAUUAAUAUCUUAAAUCAGCGUUUUACCCAGAAUAACAACGGUGGCUAUUUUGACAAUUCGUCAUCGUUUCCUCGCAGAAGCAGUAAUUCUGGGCUUGCAGAAACACCUGGAUCUGUCGCCUCACAAUCGUCGUUCAGCAGCAGCCAUUUACACUCUAAUCGUCAAUCAUUUACUGUCCCAUCCGAUUUCGCCAACUUCAAUACGGUGAAAACUCCCACCGAGUUCGUUCCCGAGUCCUUACCGUCUACAACUAUCCCGGAGAACGAUGACAUGGACACAGACGACUUUUUCAAAAACUACACCGAGUUGCAUAAUAACGAUAAUGAAGUGUAUGAGUUUGACAUGAAUAACGAACGAAUGGGUAGCCGGUACGAAAUCAAACCAACUGCGUUCACCAAGUCGUCGUUAACGGAUGGGUUAAAAAAUCAACCCCAACCUGAUCGCCAAUCUCCCAUUCUUUCGCAGCCUGAUCAUCAGACCAACGUGGCUAAAGACUUGGAUUGGUUGAAAUUUGACCUUUAA
Messenger RNA from Debaryomyces hansenii CBS767, 2109 nucleotides. It is a transcript of the gene GLN3, whose product is annotated as nitrogen-responsive transcriptional regulator. Gene Ontology annotation, molecular function: DNA-binding transcription factor activity, RNA polymerase II-specific; zinc ion binding; RNA polymerase II cis-regulatory region sequence-specific DNA binding. Lineage: Eukaryota; Fungi; Ascomycota; Pichiomycetes; Serinales; Debaryomycetaceae. The record is from RefSeq and is a predicted model, not a curated record. Gene Ontology annotation, biological process: positive regulation of transcription by RNA polymerase II; negative regulation of transcription by RNA polymerase II. The transcript has a single exon. The coding region runs from base 1 to 2109 and encodes 702 amino acids.